AUGAAAAAUGCAACUCGAAUUAUCUUGUGUUCAGCCUGCGUUCUGAGUCUGAUUCGAAAUGUACUCUAUUCAUACAAGAUCGACAACAUAACAAUUAAGAAAGGGCUAUUUAGUGACCCUUUGGAAAGGACAGUAAAAAAAAUAAACAAGCACAUCCAAAAUAGAAGUGAUAUUAAUUACGAUGUGUGUAAAUAUAAAAAGAUUCCCAAACUUUUAAUUGAAAGAAAUAAACUGAAAGAUAAUACAAAGGUUAAAUACAUUGUAGGAAUAGAAAACACAUGUGAUGACACUUGUAUAUGUAUCCUCGAUUCGAAUCUUAACAUUAUUAAAAAUGUUAUCAUAUCUCACUUUAAGAUCGUUCAUAAAUAUGGGGGGGUUUAUCCCUAUUUCAUUAGUUCGAUCAACCACUUGUUUUUAAAGCCAUAUGUGGAAAAGACACUUGAGGGAAUUGAUGCAAAGAAAAUCGAUUGCAUCGGGUUUAGUACAUGCCCAGGAAUAGCAAAAAACAUAGAAGCGACAAAAAAUUACAUAGAAGAGAUGAAAAAGAAGAAUGAACAUAUAAAAGUAAGCUCAGUGAAUCAUAUUUUUGCGCAUGUCCUUUCUCCCUUAUUUUUUCACGUCUAUAACGAUAGGAAUACAUACACAAAUAGUAGAGAAUACAAGGGAGAAAAUGAUAUAAAAUCACAAUAUGAGCAUGACAUCGACAUGAACAUUUCAGAAACGGUAAAAAAUGAUAAGAUACGAAUGGAAAAAAUAAAAGAUAUUAUACAAGUUCUAAAUAACAACACUGUAACUAAACAAAAAAUGACAAAUUUGAGUCAAGAGGAUUUUCUAAAAUAUGGAAAUUAUUUGUUAAAAAAGCAUAUAGAAAGAGAUGUUGAAGAAAUGGCGGACAUAAAGCCUGAUAUUGAAAUAACCAAGAAUGAUUACAUAAACAUAGACAGUCAUGGGAAAAAUAUCCCACCUUCGCAUAAGACUCAGGAGAAUGAGGUAAAAAUUCAGGGAAGUCACUUGAGAAAUGAAUACAUCUGCGUUCUAGUAUCUGGGGGAAGUACAGAAAUUUAUAAGGUUCAAAAGAAUAAAAAAAAUGACAUUAAUGUGAGCAAACUAUCACAAACAGUUGAUAUAUCCAUAGGAGACAUAAUUGACAAAAUUGCAAGAUUGUUAGAACUACCUGUUGGGUUAGGGGGGGGACCCUUCCUUGAAAAGAAGUCAGAAGAAUUUGUUACAAGAAUGAAGAAACAACAGUUGAGUGAAGAAGCUUGUGAAGAUCCAUUUAAACCGUUUCCUGCACCCUUCUCUUCCAACAACAAGAUCGAUUUUUCUUUUUCAGGCCUUUACAACCAUAUGAGGAAAAUUAUUCUAGAAUUGAAAAAAGGAAAAUCCUUUGAAUGUGAAAAAGACAGAUAUGCUUAUUACAGCCAAAGGAAUAUAUUUCAGCACCUACAGAAACAAGUUAACAAAAUUAUGUACUUCUCAGAACUUCAUUUCAACAUAAAGAAUUUAUUCAUAGUCGGAGGAGUUGGAUGCAAUAAUUUUUUGUUUCAGAGUUUAAGAAGAAUGGCUAUGGACAGGAACAAGCUAGAGGUUCAGCUAAACGAAUUUAAUAAAUUAAAAAAAAGGAUAAAAAAGAGAGUAAGAAAAAUAGGAGAAAAAAAUUUCGUAUACUCAAAAAUAUCAAAAGAUAUACUUAAAAAUGAAGAAGAAUUUAGUGCAUCACUGGCAUGGAAUAUUUAUCUAAAAUUUCUUUUAAAAGAAAAAACAGAAGAAUGUAUCAUGUCAGCCUCAAAAUCAUUUAAUUUUGAAGAUUAUGCGAGAUUAAAGGAGGCAGGAAGUUUUCUGCUACAAGGCGAUUUACCCUUAUCCAAAAGUACAUCCCCUUGGAGUGUGUACAAGACACCACGAAAUCUUAGCAGAGAUAAUGCAGCCAUGAUAUGUUUUAACACCUUUUUGAAUUUACACAAUGAAACAAACAUGUAUGAUGAUAUAUCUCAAGUUGAAAUUAAGCCAACGGUAAUAAUGAAGCUUGAAAAUAAUUUUCUCCUCUUUUCAGACAUAAUAAUUUUUGAUGUUUUUCUGCACAAUUUUAGUAUCAAUGGGAAAUAA
Messenger RNA from Plasmodium gonderi, 2106 nucleotides. Its product is annotated as tRNA N6-adenosine threonylcarbamoyltransferase. The record is from RefSeq and is a predicted model, not a curated record. The coding region runs from base 1 to 2106 and encodes 701 amino acids. NCBI's taxonomy places the organism in Eukaryota, Apicomplexa, Aconoidasida, Haemosporida, Plasmodiidae. The transcript has 5 exons. Gene Ontology annotation, cellular component: mitochondrion.